Molecule: messenger RNA, 9787 nt
Organism: Branchiostoma floridae (Florida lancelet)
Lineage: Eukaryota; Metazoa; Chordata; Leptocardii; Amphioxiformes; Branchiostomatidae
Product: probable ubiquitin carboxyl-terminal hydrolase FAF-X
Exons: 58
Coding region: 323-8101 (2592 amino acids)
Biological process (GO): cell migration; protein deubiquitination
Cellular component (GO): nucleus; cytosol
Molecular function (GO): cysteine-type deubiquitinase activity; cysteine-type endopeptidase activity
Source: RefSeq, a predicted model, not a curated record
CGGCGCCCAUGACAUCAUUCUGACGGGGUUUCCAUAUCUUCGAUGCAAGGGUCUCAGUAUUUUGACAUUGAGUCAAUCGGCGAUUAUUGCCGUAUUUUGGGCCUCUGUAUCUUGGAUUUUAAAAGACAUCGUACCGAGUUUCUUGUAUGUACAUGUUCUAGCUACGCUGUCGGACCAUUUGACAGGUUGUAGGUGAGAAUGUGCUGUGAUGGUUGCCAGGUACAAGUACUUCUACACGACAAAUUUUUAAUCCCCUGCGACUCUUGGCUCCUCUGGAACGGUGGACGACCGUGUCAAAAUUUGUCCGAUCUCUGGAACUGAGAUGACUGUGGCCAUGCGUGGCAGCCCCGCAGGCGGGGACAACCCCCAGCAGGACUCACCCCAGAAUCCAGCCCCAGGGGGUACACCUGCCAACCCUCCCCAGCAACAACAACAACAACAACAAGCAGGGACUCCGACAGCACCCCCUGUAGAACCACCCCCUGCACCUGAGGGGGAGGGGGGUGAUGUGGCAACGGAGGGGGUAGAGGAGCUUCCUGAGGGGGUGGAGCCUGACUUCCCCAAUGCGGAGCUUGCUAAGCUGGAUGACAUGAUAAACCGACCACGCUGGGUGGUGCCUGUACUGCCCAAGGGGGAGCUGGAGGUUCUACUGGAGGCCUCCAUAGAGCUGUGCAAGAAAAGCCUGGACACGCGGAGCGAAGCUUGUCAGCGAUUCUUCCGCGACGGUCUCACCAUUUCCUUCACCAAAAUCCUGACAGACGACGCUGUUAGCGGCUGGAAAUUCGAGAUCCAUAGAUGUAUCUUUAAGAAUGCAGAGAAGUUGAUAGAGCUGUGUGUGACCAAGUUGUCUCAGGACUGGUUCCCUCUGCUGGACCUUUUAGCAAUGGCCCUCAACCCACACUGCAAAUUUCAUAUCUACAAUGGCACAAGGCCGUCAGAAACUGUGCCAGUUGGAACCCAGUUGGCUGAUGAUGAACUUUUUGCCAGGCCCCCAGACCCCAGAAACCCAAAGGGUUGGCUAGUGGAUUUGAUAAACCGGUUUGGCCAGUUGGAAGGAUUCAAGAUUCUGAAGGAACGAUUCCUGGCCGGACAUCUCAAUGUUCCCAUCAUUGCUGCUCUUAUCAAACCGUGGGGCCAAUGCUACGAGCUCCUUACUCCCCACACCGUGGAGGAAUACUUCCAGCCAAUCAUCGGCAUCGUCCCCACCUUUCUGGACGGGCUGACGGACGAAGAGCUGAAGAAGGAAGCCAAGAACGAGGCCAAGAACGACCAGCUGUCUCAGAUCAUCAAGGCGCUGAAGUGUCUGGCCUCCCGAGUCCCCAACCAGGAGGAGACCAUGAAGAAUCUGGAGAUGUUCCGCCUCAAGAUGAUCCUCAGAUUGCUCCAGAUCUCCUCCUUCAAUGGUAAGAUGAAUGCUCUAAACGAGGUGAACAAAGUGAUCGCCAGCGUGUCGUACUACACCCACCGACACAGUGGUAUGGAGGAGGAUGAGUGGCUCACGGCUGAGAGAAUGGCGGAAUGGAUCCAGCAGAACAACGUCCUGUCCAUCGUGCUCCGUGACAGCCUGCACCAGCCCCAGUACGUGGAGAAACUAGAGAAAAUCCUGCGCUUUGUCAUCAAGGAGAAGGCUCUAACCAUGGGGGACCUGGACAACAUCUGGGCUGCACAGGCUGGGAAGCACGAGGCUAUAGUGAAGAAUGUCCACGACUUGUUGGCCAAACUGGCCUGGGACUUCUCACCAGAACAGCUUGACCAUCUCUUUGACUGCUUCAAGGAGAGCUGGAAAGAUGCCAGUAAGAAACAGCGAGAGAAGCUACUGGAGCUGAUCCGACGGCUGGCAGAGGACGACAAGGAUGGAGUCAUGGCCCACAAGGUUUUAAACCUCUUGUGGAACCUGGCGCACAGUGAAGACGUCCCCACAGACAUCAUGGACCAGGCCCUGAGUGCACACAUUAAGAUCCUGGACUACAGCUGUUCACAGGAUCGUGAUGCCCAGAAGACCCAGUGGAUCGACCGCUUUGUCGACGAACUCAAGAACGACCAGUGGGUUCUCCCCGCCCUCAAACAAAUCCGCGAAAUCUGCCAACUCUUCGGCGAGGCUCCGCAAAAUUACAACCACGCCCAGCGCAGUCCCCACGUUUACUAUCGGCACGAGGUCAUAAACCAGCUACAACAGACUCAUUCUCUAGUGACGCUCGUGGCGGAAAAUCUCGCUUCUUACAUGAACAAAGUUCGGGGAAUGCUGAAGGAAAACCCGGACAUGGACCCGAAUGUUGUCCAGCCAAGCGAGAGGUACACCCAUUUACAGCAGGUCCAGGAAAGACUCAACUUUCUUAGGUUUUUACUGAAGGACGGCCAGCUGUGGCUGUGUGCCCCUCAAGCCAAACAGAUCUGGAACUGUCUGGCUGAGAAUGCUGUGUUUGUUAGUGACAGAGAGGCUUGCUUCAAGUGGUUUUCUAAGCUGAUGGGAGAUGAGCCUGACCUUGACCCUGAGAUCAACAGAGACUUCUUUGAAGGCAACGUUCUACAGCUGGACCCAGCACUGCUUACAGAGAAUGGGAUUAAAUGCUUUGACCGGUUCUUCAAGGCAGUGAACCUGAAGGAGAACAAGCUGGUGUGCAAGCGGAGAACGUACAUGAUGGACAACCUGGAGCUGAUCGGGCUGGAGUACAUCUGGAGAGUCAUCCUCCUGGGACAGGAUGAGAUAGCAGCCAAGGCCAUCGACCUACUGAGGGAAACUUACACCAACCUGGGGCCGCGGCUACAGACUAACCAGGUUGACAUCCAUGUAGAUUUCAUCCAGUCCUGUUUUGACCGCCUGAAAGCUGCGUACGACACGAUAUGUAUCCUAGAGAACGACAAGGACAGUUUGGAGGACAUCAGAACGGAGGUCACCCGUAUGAUCCGUGUGCUGAGUGUUCUUCGGGAAUACAUCAGCGAGUACGAUAACGACUUCACCGAGGAGAGAACCAUCCUUCCAAUGGCCAGGGCCUGCAGAGGGAAGCAUGUGUCGUUGAUCGUCCGUUUCCCAAACCAGGGAAGACAGGUGGAGGAUUUGGAUGUCUGGUCUCACACAAACGAGACUGUUGGGGCACUACGGAGACACAUUCUCACCAGAGUUAAAGCAAACAAUGCCAACACCAAGCUGGACCUGUAUGUGAAUGGAGAACUGCUGGACCCAGCUGACGAUAGGAAACUCAUCUCACAGGUUCAACUGAGAGAUAAAACAUUGAUCACAGCGAAACUGUGCCAGGUGGGUGCCAACAUGCCGUCGUCUCCCGACAGCUCGUCUGACUCGUCAGUGGGUUCCCCCAGUAACAUGUUCGAUGGUCCCAAUGUGGAGGCUGAGAGCUGUCUACCUGGGGUGUUGGCAGCCCAGCAGCAGCGUUAUGCCCAGUUCCUGUUCCAGCUGUCAGACCUGGGCAGCUCCCUGGCCAUCCCCCAGCUGAGAGACGGGGCACGAUCGCUACUCAAGCUCAUGCCUGCAGAUACCCACACAGUGGAUAAGCUGCGUGCCCUGUGUCUGGACCACGCUAAGCUGGGAGAACAGAGUCUGUCCCCGUCCCUGGAGUCUCUUUUCUUCUCACAGUCCCCGGCACAAGUACUCUAUCAUCUAGAGGUUGUCUAUGCAUUGCUGAUGCCAGCCAACCAGCCAUUGGGAGAAGACGCCCUGGAGUUCCAGAUUAACUUCCUGAAGAGCGGAGGCGUGUCCUGUGUGCUCAACAUGCUGACCAAGAACAACUUUCUCCCAAAUGCUGACAUGGACACCAGAAGGUCAGCGUAUCUCCAGGUCCUGAAGGUAGGAAAGCUGAUGCUGACGACGGUUGGGUACGCCAUGGUGCAGCACGUUGCAGAGGCGUGCCAGCCGGACAGCCCCCACUCCGGCACGGUGUCUGCCAGCGCACAUAACCAUGCCAUCGUGCUGCAGCAGGCCCUACACCACAUCCCCAACCCCAACGCUGAGUGCAUGCUGCGAAACGUGGCUCUGCGACUGGGGCAGCAGUGUGUCGAGGAUGCCAUGACAACCCUCCCCGACAUGCCAGUCAUCAAGGCUAUCCAGAAGAUCUCGUGGGCAGUCGCCAGCGGCAGCAUGCAUCUGGUGCAUGGGUCCAAUGAGGAGAUACACAAGGCAUUCGAUAAGUUUCGUGUGUAUUCACAGCCAGGGCAGACCAAGCUACCUGACAGUGAAGACGUGCAGGUGUGUAAGGAGGCUCUGGAGGUCCUGACGGUGUCCUUGGCGCUGUGUCCGGUGGCUCUGGAGGCGCUGAGUAAGGACAAGGUGUGGCAGUGUGUCAUCAUCGACCUGCUGCUGCACUGUAAAAGCAGAGCGGUGCGAGUGUCUGCAGCUGAACAGUUCCUCCUCAUGGCCACCAAGUGCUGCACCGGCCACAGGCCUCUGGUCUUCUUCAUCACACUUCUGUUCACUGUCCUGUCGGGUACAGCCAAGGACCAUGCUAGAAGUUCCACAGAAUAUUUUCAGUUACUUUGUAGGCUGCUAAACUAUGCAUGUGCCAGCAAUGCCCCCCUCCCCACUGCUGAGGUUCUACUGAACAAUGAAAUCCAGUGGCUAAAGAGAGUCAGGGACAUGGUGCAACAGUCUGGGUUAGAAAACGUGAUCGACGAGGCCCUGCUAGAAGGCCACCUGGGAGUCACCUGUGAGCUACUUAGUUUCCAACCAGCCGAGAAAAAAUACCACAUAGGGUCCGAGAAGGGAGGGGCUAAUCUCAUCAAGGAGCUGGUGGAAGAGUUCCUGUUUCCGGCGUCCAAAAUCGUGUUACAGGCCAGAAAAAGCGGGGAGUACCCCAGCGAACAGGCGCUGCCCGUCUGCUCGACGUCUAACACGACAAACGCGGCCUUUGACCUGCUGGUGACGCUGUGUACGGGGUGUGUUCCCAACCUGAAGCUGCUAUCCGACAUGCUCACAGACAUGUACUACUCAGACCGAGAUGCACCCCUGAUCGAGUGGGAGUACCUGCCCCCGGUGGGACCCAGACCUGUGAAGGGGUUUGUGGGACUGAAGAACGCCGGAGCCACCUGCUACAUGAACUCUGUCAUCCAACAGUUGUACAUGAUCAACUCAGUGCGAUCUGGCAUCCUGACAGCAGAGGGAGCUGCUAAUGAUAACAUGGACGAAGAACUGUCUGGGGACGAAAAGCAGGACAGUGAGAGUAACAUCGACCCGGGAGAAGAGAGAGAAAGUUUCCACAUGGAUGACAAGCCUUCUGGGAAGCAGGAGGGGAGGAAGGAGUAUGACAUGGGGGUUUUACGUCAGAUCCAGGCCAUCUUCGGCCACCUAGCUGCUAGCAAGCUCCAGUAUUAUGUACCAAGGGGAUUCUGGAAACAAUUUAGAUUAUGGGGAGAACCAGUCAACCUUAGAGAACAACACGAUGCUCUAGAGUUCUUCAACAGCCUAGUAGACAGUCUAGACGAGGCCUUGAAGACACUCGGGUACACACCUGUCCUGUCCAAGGUGCUGGGGGGAUCCUUUGCCGACCAGAAGAUCUGCAAAGACUGUCCUCACAGAUACUCGAGAGAAGAGUCGUUCACGACCCUGAAUGUUGACAUCAGGAACCACAGUAACCUGCUGGACUCUCUGGAACAGUAUGUGAAGGGAGACCUGCUGGAGGGGGCUAAUGCCUACCACUGUGAGAAAUGUAACAAGAAGGUUGACACUGUGAAAAGAAUGUGUAUAAAGAAACUACCCCAAGUUUUAGCCAUUCAGCUGAAGAGGUUUGAUUAUGACUGGGAAAGGGAAUGUGCAAUCAAGUUCAAUGAUUACUUUGAAUUUCCUCGUGAGUUUGACAUGGAACCCUACACAGUUAAAGGACUAGCCAAAAUUGAAGGGGAAGAAAUCCAUGGAGACGAUGAGAGCCCAGACAAUGAGGAUGCCGAGCCACCCAGUACCAAAUACAGACUGACUGGCAUCCUGGUACACAGUGGACAGGCUAGUGGGGGGCACUACUACUCCUACAUCAUACAGAGGUCCCCUGAAGGCCAGCUGCGCUGGUACAAGUUUGACGAUGGGGAGGUGACAGAGUGUAAGAUGGACGAUGAUGAGGAGAUCAAGAACCAGUGCUUCGGGGGAGAGUACAUGGGGGAGGUGUUCGACCACAUGUUAAAAAGAAUGUCCUACAGACGGCAGAAGAGGUGGUGGAACGCCUACAUUCUGUUCUACGAGCGCUACGACGUAGGAGACAUCGAACACGUGUCAAAAAGUAUAGAAGAAUUGUCACUAGAAAAUAAGGGAGGUUUAGGAGUGGGCAUGCCGCUGCCCAUUGAGCGAGCGGUGAGGAAACAGAACGUCCAGUUCAUGCACAACAAGAUGCAGUACAGCCAGGAGUACUUCCAGUUCAUGCGCAAACUCAUCACCUGUAACGCUCACUACAUGAGUCUGCAGCCAGGGCAGGACGAGCUGAGCCGAGAGGUCGAGGAACUGGCCAUGUUGAGUAUCCAGCUGGCCUCCAAGUUCCUCUUCACCACGGGGUUCCACACCAAGAAGACACUCAGGGGCUCAGCGAAUGAGUGGUACGAUGCCCUGAGCGUACUGCUGCGACACAGUCGUACAGUCCGCAGCUGGUUUGCUCACAACGUGCUGUUCAGCCAUCCCAGUCGUUUCUCCGAAUACCUGCUCGAGUGCCCUAGUUCUGAGGUGAGAAAUGCCUUUGCAAAGAUUAUAGUGUUCCUGGCCCAUUUCUCAAGAGAUGAUGGUCCAUGUCCGCCUCCCUUGCUGCCUGGAAAACAAGCCCCGGCAGUGAUUGACGCGAACGCCACGUUGAGUGACCACCUGCUGACAGCUGUCCUGGCUCUACUGAAGAAGGAGGUAUCCGAGCACGGCAGACAUCUCACCCAGUACUUCCACCUCUUCCUCAUGUAUGCAAACCUCGGCCUGCCAGAGAGAACACAGCUGCUGAAGCUGAACGUACCCGCCAUGUUCAUGCUGGUUGCGCUGGACGAGGGGCCGGGACCCCCCAUCAAGUACCAGUACGCCGAGCUGGGCAAGCUGUACUCCGUCGUCUCGCUGCUGGUGCGCUGCUGUGAUGUCUCCAAGUACAUGCAGUCUUCUAUAUCUGGAAACCCUCCCCUAGCCAACCCCCACGGCGACCCCGUGUGUCAGCAGCCCAUCAUGCCACUACAACCUCAAGUGCACGAGAUCCUGUUCGUCAGAACAAGCUACGUCAAGAAGUUGAUAGAAGACUGCAACAACUCUGAGGAGACUACAAAGUUGCUUCGGUUUUGUUGCUGGGAGAACCCCCACUUCUCGUCGACAGUCCUGAGCGAGCUUCUGUGGCAGGUGGCGUACUCGUACACGUACGAGCUCAGGCCGUACCUGGACCUGCUGCUGCAGAUGCUGCUCAUCGAGGACUCCUGGCAGAACCACAGAAUACACAAUGCACUCAAAGAACCACAGAAUGUACAAAGACUCGAAGGCAUUCCAGACGAUCGGGACGGUUUGUUCGACACCAUUCAGCGCUCCAAAAACCACUAUCAGAAGCGGGCCUACCAGUGCAUUAAGUUCAUGGUGGCACUUUUCAGCAGCUGCAUGCCAGCCCAGCAGAUGUUACAGAGUAACGGGGACCUGAAACGCAAGUGGACCUGGGCUGUGGAGUGGCUGGGAGAUGAGCUCGAGAGGAGGCCUUACUCAGCCAACACUCAGUACACCUACAACAACUGGUCCCCUCCCGCACAGUCCAACGAAACUUCUAAUGGGUACUUCCUGGAGAGGUCACACAGUGCUCGUCUAACGCUGUCUAAGGCCUGUGAGCUAUGCCCAGAGGAGGAGCCAGAGGAGCAGGAGGUAGUGGAUGAUGCGGACAGCUCGCCGCCGGACACAGGCGUGACCACACACUACUCCCAGCAGCAGAUCCACCAUAUCCAGCAGCAGCAGCACCCAGCUACAACACACCAUGGAGUCAGCAUUCCCCCUAAUAACCAGGCGAAUCCUGGAAACUACGUCCCUCCAGCCAACAUCCACCACCAAAACAACACCAUCAACAACGCGCUGACCGGCCAAUCACGUCAGCCGGUCCAGUCACAUGACAACAACUCCGACAACGGCGAAGAUAGCGACAGCAUUCAAGGUCGAAGCAACAAUGAGUUGUGACGACAAGAUUGCUGAAGAAGAAAAAAAACUCCUCUGUACUUCCCACUGUAUAAUUCCCUGCCCUGCAAUACUCUUAUUUUGAAUAUGUUAGACAACGUUAUACUUUACUUGUACAGCAUGUUGUGUGUGGUAGUUUCUUGUAAGAACUGCCAUGUACUUUAAGAUAAGAACAUUCACAAAUGCCCUGCACUUUUUGUUUUGCAAAAGAUGUCCACUGCAGUGAGCUAUAGAGAAUGUUUUAAAAUCACUUCAGUGGAUAUUUGAUGUUCAUAUUUGAGUAAGGUUGUUGCAAAAAUACCACCCCGGAAAAAUGUAUGCUUCUUCACUAUGAAAAUUAAAUACAAUAUACUCCUACAAUGUAUUAUGCAACAUUAAAAUCACAUAAUAAUAACCUUUUUUCCCCUCAAUUUGCAAAUGUGUUUCUACAAAUUAUUUAUUGGUUCCACGUGAUGUUAUAAUUUAAUUUGAUGAAACUCAAAGUCUUAAAGAUGGCACUUUUCUUGCCAUUGUCUUGUAAGAAAGUGUAUCUGCAUCCACACUGCAAGCAAAAGCAAAGGUUUCUUAGCAAUCGUUGUCUGCCUUGCUUGGGUGUAAGAAAGUUGGUGCAGUACCAUUCCGACACAUAUCUUUCUUUCUGAGCAAUAUGUUUUUAAAACUUUUCCUGCUUUCUGUUGAAAUUGUCAAAAACUUUCUUUGAGUAGGCAGUUCACCUUUACGAAAAGACUAUUGCUGUGAUUCCCGGUUGUGAAAAGGGAGUAGUAUUUGUACAAAAUGAAGGAAUGCACCAUUCCUACCAUGUUGCAUGAGGUUGAUGGAGAGGUGACAGCAAACAGAAAGAAAACGUUUUAUAUUCUAGCCCCAAAAUGUACAUGAACCCAUUUGUAUUAUGCCAGCAAAAAAGUAUGAUAACGUAUAAAAAUUGUACGAGUAUUGAAGUAUAUCCAUAGGUGACACCCCUUACCAAGUGGGAUGGGUCAUUGUGGUACUACUUACAUGGUACUGAUAGUUCUUCAAUUGAGUUACACGCUUUCAUUUUAAUUUUGAGACUUUCUCAUGUAGUGAUGAUUUUAUGUGCGACUCGAACCGAAGUUAAAGAUGGGGGUUGUGAAAUUAUAACAAAAGAGAUCAAAGCGCAAGGAAGAAAAAACCUGCUCCGUUUUGACUGAUGCUAUUUUUAAGCAGAGUAGGCCCAUGCUUUGUUAGACGUUAGUUGUAGGAGGGCAGACCAAGGGUUUGAAAUCUCAUUUUUAUCAGCCGUUGCUGCACAGAUUUUUCGUGGCUGAUGAGAAGUAUUUUGAACGGACCACGCUCCCUUGCCUUCUCAUGUUCAGAGGGAGUCGAUGUACAGAUAUGUUGUUCAUACAUGUAACUGAUGUUGUCUUUAAAUGCCUGUGAAAAUAUUGAAAGAAAAAGUGAAUAUUCAAUGACUCACUAGGAAAGGAAUGCGUGUGUAUGGUCGAAGCACUUUGUUAUUAACAAUCAAACAACGCUGUUUGCUUGUAAAAUGAGGGGUACCAAAGGGGAAAAAGCAACAUAUGAUGUUAUAUAUUAAGAAACUUUAGGUGAAGAAAAAUGCUUGUCUGUUAAAGAUGAAUGAAAAUGAGUCAAAACUCCUACGGGGUUGAGUUGAAGUGUUCUGAUGUAUAGAAAAGGAUGAAGAAUAAAGAGAAAUCGUCCAAGCACCAA